AUGCCAUCAUACUCUCUACCCUGUCCUACUGUCCCCCAGUGUGGACGCUGCCAUCAUACUCUCUACCCUGUCCUACUGUCCCCCAGUGUGGACGCUGCCAUCAUACUCUCUACCCUGUCCUACUGUCUCCCAGUGUGGACGCUGCCAUCAUACUCUCUACCCUGUCCUACUGUCCCCCAGUGUGGACGCUGCCAUCAUACUCUCUACCCUGUCCUACUGUCUCCCAGUGUGGACGCUGCCAUCAUACUCUCUACCCUGUCCUACUGUCUCCCAGUGUGGACGCUGCCAUCGUACUCUCUACCCUGUCCUACUGUCUCCCAGUGUGGACGCUGCCAUCAUACUCUCUACCCUGUCCUACUGUCUCCCAGUGUGGACGCUGCCAUCGUACUCUCUACCCUGUCCUACUGUCUCCCAGUGUGGACGCUGCCAUCAUACUCUCUACCCUGUCCUACUGUCUCCCAGUGUGGACGCUGCCAUCGUACUCUCUACCCUGUCCUACUGUCUCCCAGUGUGGACGCUGCCAUCAUACUCUCUACCCUGUCCUACUGUCUCCCAGUGUGGACGCUGCCAUCAUACUCUCUACCCUGUCCUACUGUCUCCCAGUGUGGACGCUGCCAUCAUACUCUCUACCCUGUCCUACUGUCUCCCAGUGUGGACGCUGCCAUCAUACUCUCUACCCUGUCCUACUGUCUCCCAGUGUGGACGCUGCCAUCAUACUCUCUACCCUGUCCUACUGUCUCCCAGUGUGGACGCUGCCAUCAUACUCUCUACCCUGUCCUACUGUCUCCCAGUGUGGACGCUGCCAUCAUACUCUCUACCCUGUCCUACUGUCUCCCAGUGUGGACGCUCACAACUAAGGAAAUACUAGAACCUGUGGCGAGACUCUACAAUAGAGCAUAUAAGAUCCACCACAGGCUCCCUGGUUGGACCCACCACUGCACUGCUCUAUCACAGUCUGGGGCCUUGACUUUCCAGAACUACGCCCUGAGCCAUGGGAUUAAGCUCUACUUCCACCUGCUCAACAACUGCCCAUCGGCCUCACUGUCUGUUCUGGUUCCAAGACCCAGCUCUCGAUCCGAGCGUUCAACCAGAUCCACCACAAACCAAAUCUUACCCAUACCUCACCACAGGAACACCUACGGACAAAAUUCAUUCUUCUGUGAGCUCACCAGGGCCUGGAACAAGAUCCCCCUCACCAUAAGAACCAUACAGUCACCUGGACCUUUUAAAAAGACUAUGCUGAAACAUCUGACGGACAGCUAUCGUUGUGACCACUAG
Messenger RNA from Knipowitschia caucasica, 1278 nucleotides. Lineage: Eukaryota; Metazoa; Chordata; Actinopteri; Gobiiformes; Gobiidae. The record is from the annotation of a GenBank genome assembly.